AUGGCAACGAGCCACGGCACACCUGCUGCACCCACGACAACCCUUUUGUCACCCGGACCAGUCACCUCGAAGAUCACGCCCUGCGCCAUCAUCUCCCAGGUUCUUGAUGCAAUCGAGAUUGCAGCUAGAGCUCUGCCGGAUGCCAUACCAGAAGCUGUAGAAGCUGACGAGCUGACAUUCUUCGCAACUCGGCCACCGCGCAGGAGGAACAUCAACAAUAAAGACCGGAUGGAUGUGCUGUGCAAUAAGCUUGAGGAGCUCUUCGAGAAUGGCUGGAGCACCGAAGAUAUGGCGGCGCUCAUGUGUUGUGGGACAGAGGGCGUCGGCACGCUCGUUGCAUAUACGCACGAGGUACAUGCCGGCUUCGACCUGAAUGGUUACGGUGUUGACCAUUUGCUCCGACGGUGCUAUCGAGCUAUGAAGACCCUAAUUCCGUAUCAAGAUGACCUUCCCAGCACACCGCCACCAUAUGAUUGGCAGACCAAAGAAUGUGUGGAUGCUGGCCCCAAGGAGGUUAUCGACAUGUAUAGUGACAUGGAAGAUGCUGGUGAACCGGGCUCGCCUCUCCACAAGAGCAAGGAGAAGCAAGUGCUUUGCCAGACGUUUGAGUGCCCUGGCAUUAAGGUCAACUUCCCAGACGGUCAAAUCCAUCAUACUUUGUACCCCUUUGCUUUGCAUCUUGUGCUCUCAUUGCCGUGGGACUAUGCGUCGAGGAAGAAUGAGUUCUUCGUCUAUGCGACGGGCUGUUUGGGUGGCGAGAACCUUAAGGAGGGGCCGUGUGCCGCGUGUUCCGAGCUUGAGGAUGACAAUACCCUCUUGAAUAUUGUCCGACGCUUCACGACUGGCGUCCACGAUAAUAGUCAACUUGCAUACCAUGGAAUUGCAAUCUUAAUGGAGAAGUAUUGCUGCAAGCUCAAGGCGUACAACCGGUUACGGCUGCAGAGCAUGAAUCAGGCGCGCAAGCUAGUUGGCCGUGAUACUGUCAUCAAUGCACAUAAGCAGCUUGUUCAUAAAAUUGCAUCAAAUAACAUUAAAUGUGUCGACCGCGCUCUUCAUGCGAGCAUUAAUCAUCGCGAAGGCGUACACACAACCAUUGAACAAAUACAGAAUGCAGCUAAAGGCAUGUACAGUGCGAAGGGCUUCAAUCAAGCUGAUCGCCAUGCUGGCAUACUCCUGCAAUGUCUUGGCGGCCAGCAGGUUGCUGACAUUGUGCACCGUAUCUACGGCAGCCCCGCCGCGAAGACCUCCCAGGCCAAUUGUUCUAUACCUCCCCUCACACCCUCCCCCUCCACUCCCACUGCUACAGAAAUCGAGGUGAACAUUCUAGAGUCCUUUAGCAACAUCCUCGAGCUACUAUCAAAGUACAACGUACUGCAUACCGUGGCCAUGGUUGAUGAGGUCACAACGGAGAAGCGGCCGCGCUGGUGGGAGAAGCUCAAUAAGUUUCUCGGGCUCUGUUGCAAGCACACAAAAACACGGAGCCUGGAGUAUGCGAGUGCGGAGGACAUGGUGGUGCUGUUUGAAGACCUGCGAGCUGGCAAGGUUCAUCUCACGAAGGAGGUGCGUUGA
This is a messenger RNA of Peniophora sp. CBMAI 1063, 1569 nucleotides long. Lineage: Eukaryota; Fungi; Basidiomycota; Agaricomycetes; Russulales; Peniophoraceae. The record is from the annotation of a GenBank genome assembly.